AUGGCUCGCAACGCACUCGCCAAGGAACAGUUCGUCAAGCUCAUCGUCGGAGCCGGGCAGGCCAGUCCCAGUCCGCCCGUCGGUCCAGCUCUGGGAAGUAAAGGUGUCAAGUCCAUGGAUUUCUGCAAGGAAUUCAAUGCUCGCACUGCUCACAUCAACACCGGUGUUCCUAUUCCCGCCCGUGUCACCGUUCGUCCCGAUCGAUCCUUCUCGUUCGACCUCCGCACCCCGACUGUCACCUACCUCCUUCUCAACGCCGCCAAUGUCGAACCCCGGAAGAACCGCGUGCGUGGUGCCCAAAACCCCGGUCAUGAGAUCUGUGGCAAGGUUUCUCUGAAGCACGUCUACGAGAUCGCCAAGAUUAAGCACACCGAGACGCGGUUAUCCGGCCUGACUCUCGAGGGACUGUGCAAGAGUGUUAUGGCCCAGGCCAAGUCCAUCGGCAUUCAGGUUGUUGCCUGA
Messenger RNA from Penicillium brevicompactum, 462 nucleotides. Its product is annotated as mitochondrial 54S ribosomal protein uL11m. The record is from RefSeq and is a predicted model, not a curated record. Lineage: Eukaryota; Fungi; Ascomycota; Eurotiomycetes; Eurotiales; Aspergillaceae. Gene Ontology annotation, biological process: translation. Gene Ontology annotation, molecular function: structural constituent of ribosome; large ribosomal subunit rRNA binding. The transcript has 2 exons. Bases 1 to 462 code for a protein of 153 amino acids. Gene Ontology annotation, cellular component: ribosome; mitochondrial large ribosomal subunit.